This is a messenger RNA of Drosophila sulfurigaster albostrigata, 717 nucleotides long. RefSeq names its product ubiquitin-ribosomal protein eL40 fusion protein (gene RpL40). NCBI's taxonomy places the organism in Eukaryota, Metazoa, Arthropoda, Insecta, Diptera, Drosophilidae. The record is from RefSeq and is a predicted model, not a curated record. The coding region runs from base 165 to 551 and encodes 128 amino acids. Gene Ontology annotation, cellular component: nucleus; ribosome; cytoplasm. Gene Ontology annotation, biological process: protein ubiquitination; translation; modification-dependent protein catabolic process. Gene Ontology annotation, molecular function: structural constituent of ribosome; protein tag activity; ubiquitin protein ligase binding. The transcript is spliced from 2 exons.
CGAUAUAUUUUUUGACAUAUUUUCAAAAGCAUGUUGCUACGAAACUUGUCAGUGUUGCUCAAUCUAUGUUAAACAUACGUGUUCGCUGCUUGUAUACAGUGUACACACUCUUUUCUUUUGUGAAUUAGCAUUUGGUUGCACGUUUCUCUUGCAACACCGUCAAAAUGCAAAUCUUCGUGAAAACCUUGACUGGCAAGACCAUCACCUUGGAGGUGGAGCCCUCUGACACCAUCGAGAAUGUCAAGGCUAAGAUCCAGGACAAGGAGGGAAUUCCCCCAGAUCAACAGCGUCUGAUCUUCGCUGGCAAGCAGCUGGAGGAUGGCCGCACUCUGUCCGACUACAACAUCCAGAAGGAGUCGACCUUGCACUUGGUGCUGCGUCUGCGUGGUGGUAUCAUUGAACCAUCUCUGCGUAUCCUAGCCCAGAAGUACAACUGCGACAAGAUGAUUUGCCGCAAAUGCUACGCACGUCUGCAUCCACGUGCCACCAACUGCCGCAAGAAGAAGUGUGGACACACAAACAACCUGCGCCCCAAGAAGAAGUUGAAGUAGAUGAUUUGCAUUUCCAUUUGCAGUUUACUGUUCGAACGCCCGCCCAAAACAUCAUCUUUGGGCGCUUUUUAAGAUCAUCGUCUGUUCAAUUAAGUAAAUAUAAAUUUGUAAAUUUAUCAAGAUGAUUAAGAGCGAAAUGUAUUUACUUGCUGAAAGGCGCUUCGUA